AUGUCGGGGAAAGCAUACACCAUGAAGGAGAUGAAGGCUAUAGUGGAUUAUUUAACCGAAAGAAGGGCCUAUGGGGAAAUAAGAGGUAGAAAGAUGUGGAUGGAAUUUGAGAAUUCAAAGUUUACAGACCGGACUUGGCAAAGUCUAAAGGAAACAUUUUUAAAAAGAAUCCUACCUGAUAUACAUAAUCCUUAUUAUCAGUUAUCCUUGACACAAAUUAGCAGUUUCAGGGCUGGAUACGAUGUAGAGUCGAAACUUGGAAACAAACUGGAAAUAAGAAAUGUGAAUGAAGAAUCAAACACUAAAGUUGAUAAGCCGCUAAAUACAGAAACACCUAGUACAAGCAAUAAAGAAGAAAAUAAAAAAGGUGAGGAAACAAUAAAUUCAAAGACCGUAGCUCAUCACAGAUCUUCAGCUGAAACGAUUGUCAUCGAUCCUUGUUAUGAAACUGCUGAAGAUAUUCAAAGAGACUUAGAAUCACCAAAACAGGAAAAAGAAAACGAGAAAGAAAAGGAUGAUAAAUCGCCUGCCAAAUCGUUGCGCGAUUUCAUUACUUAUUCGGAGCCAUUGACACCUAUGCUUCAAGAAGUGAUUGAGGAUUUUGCAACUGACGAAGAACGCGAAGGGUCGGAUACAGAAACACGAAUGGAGAUUGCUGAAGACGUGAACACUGAUAAAAAUCCAAAAAAUUCAAAUGGCCAUAUCUCUGAUGUACGUGUGGAAAUAAGCUCGGAGGCUGAUGACAUGAGUACCAAUGAAGAUAUGCAAAACGAACCUCAGGAAGUGGACAAAAAACAACCCGCUAAAGAAGUUUCAAAUAAAAACAUAAAAGAAUUAGAAGAAAGUGUAAAAAUAUCAAAUAGUAAAACUGAUAUAUCCGCUCAGGAAGUCAUAGAAAUUGAGGAUACUGAUAACUGUGAAAUUCAAAAUAAUAAAAAUGAAACAACUGGAAAACAUGUUCUGGAUAAUAAAGAAAACAAAAACUCGAAAGAAAUUGUUCCAAACAACAAUGACCCUGGAAACGUUGCAAAUAAUACUAGCGAGGACAAUGUGGAAAGAGUUAUUAAAAAUAAUGAAGAAAGAGCUAUAACAUCGCAAAUGACAUGCAGCCAGAAUGACUCCAGUACCACAGUUGAUACCUUACUUCCAAAUAAUCAAGAGGAGUUAAAUAUUGAAUCUGUGGCAACAGUAUCUGAUUCUGUAAAGAAAACUAUUAGCAAAGAGUCCCAACCAAAAAAAUUAACAUUAAAUAAAAAUUCUGACAAAUAUCCAAAAAAACGUGCCAAUUCUCAAGAACCAACAGUAUCAAAGAAGAAAAGACAAGUAAUAAAUGAGAGUUCUAAGAAAAUAUCGGUAUCUGACACUGAUGCUGCAAUAAAACAAAAUGCUAAGCUGAAAACAGAUAAGGCUAUGCUUGUUGCUAGUCACAAACAAAAAGUAAAUAUGUUGCAACGUUCUAGUAGGGAGAAUCAAAAAGUUUACUCUUUAAAAGAGGAUGUGAAAGACUUACAAAGAGUAACAGAAGAGAAAAUAGAUGAGAACUGUAAGGAAGAAACCAACAAAAGUAAAGAUCAAGAAAUACAUGUUGAUAACAGUAAAACUGAUGUCAUCAAUUCCAGUGUUGAAAACCCAUGUUUAAAGAGUGUUAGUCUAUAUGAUGAGCAAUUUACUUCAAUGAAAUAUUCUGAGUCCAGCGAUGCAGCUACCACCAACAAAAAUAUUCACCAAGAUUCAAAAGGCGAUAACAAGAACAGUUCCGAUGACGUAAUAGCGUUAAAAUCAAAUUCAGAAACCGAUAACAAUGAGAUUAGGAAAAAGAAGAAAGGCACACCUGUUGGCCAUGUUGUGCCUAAAUCAGAAAGGGAAAAGGCUUUAGCAAAUGUAUUUGGAUUUUCUAGCGGUGCCGUAGCAAGCAGUCGAAAAAGGCGUUUUAGUUAUCAGAACAGAUCUACGAGGCGACAAUCACACACUAAAAUCAGCUCCGAGUCAAGCGAAUGGACGUCUGAGACAGAUUCGGAAUUUAUUUCUCCACCGCGUGGGAGACGAAAUAGGCAUACCAAGAAAUAUUUAAAACCAAAGUCGGCAAGAAUUUUAUCUUUGGAAGAAGAGGGCGGUUUAUUUGUGAUGUAUGGAAAGAAAAUAUAUCCUGUGGUGAAGGAUGGAAAAAUAGUGAAAAAUUACGUCACGUAUUCACCGGAGCGUGAUUCGGAGGAUGAACAAGAAUCAUAUUGGAAGCUCAAGUAUAUAGAGGAAAAGAAACGUACAUCGAAAUUGACAAAAUUGCUAAGCCACACAACCGACGACGAUCCACAAUCCAACGAAAAGGGUGUUACAUCUGAUGCAACGAAGCCUAGUCCGCCUAAAAAGCCCAAACUGAUAACAGAUGAAAGUGAAUCAAAAGAAAAAAAAUCUGGACAAGAAGUAGUUUUGAAGGAACAUUCGGAUAUUCCACAUCCUGCCUCUCCCAUAGACAAGACAUUAAAAAUUAAAAUUGUGAGACAAAAUGAGGAGGUACAGUUAGAAGGUCACUGGUCACAAAUUCAUCCAGUCUUGGACCAUGUGGUGCAAAUAUUUCAUAAGGAGGUGGAGUCUAGAACCAGUGUUAGAUCUACUCCCCAACCAGAGCAACGUAAGAGCGUAUCCAGUGGGAUAUCCACGCCUCUUAUUGCUGUCCCUAUAGAUCCAGAGGUGCAUGAAAAAGUGAAUAAAUUGGAGACAGAAAUAUUUCAAGAAAUCGAAGCGCGUGACAAACAAGAAAAACAAAGCGAGGAAUUGCCAAAACCUGUACAAGAAUCUAAAGUAACUAAGAGGAGAGGAAGACCGAGAAAAAGCAUAUCACAAAGCAGGGCACAAAGUCCAGAAAAGAAACCAAAUGUACCAAUGCCAUCUCCGAAAUUGCAAAUUGAAGAAAAUGCUGAAAAAUUGCCACCUGCUAAAAUUGAAAAUGAAACGGGUGCUUCUUUAACAAGGAGGACAAGGACUCCUAAAAAAGUGCUUCAUGAGAGCACCGAAAGAAACGAUAAUAACGUUAUAAACACCAGAAACAAAAAGACCAAAGAAGUUUCCGUAGUAGAAGCAGUAGAAGAUGAAACCGAUGUCCGAUAUAAAUUCCCGUCUCCUCCGCCAUCAGAAAAGAAGACCUAUAGGAAAUCUGGUGCCAAUAAAACUCCAAAACAGCAAAAAUCUAUUAAUAGCUACACACGUGAAAAGGUUGGAAUAUUUUCGUCGCCAAUUAAUGAAUCGAUUAACUCUGUAGAAAGCAGUCAGGGUUACCAGGAUUCUGAUAUAAGCCCAUAUAAUAUAUGCCUUAGAAAAAAGAAAAAAGUUAGUAUCACUUCUCUAUACAAAAGAAAAAAUUAUCAAACGCGACAAAGUAUACGUAGGAGAACGCAGUUAAAACUUGAUGAAAUGUCUGACCAAUCCAGCAACUCAUGUCCAGAUUUUAGCUUUAAGUCGACGUCAUUACAAAAAUCCAGUUUAAACACAGAUGUGUAUAGAUCUGAAUCCUAUCAGUUGCUGAUGCCAACAGUGAGAAAUUCUUUUAAACAUUUAGCAAAAAUAGAUGAAAUAAACCUGGACGAUAAAAUAGAUUCUGGGACAGUAUUACAAGAACCCAACAUAGAAAUAGGUAUAGAUGAUCAAUUUAAUUCUAUGGGCAAUACUAAUAAGACUGAGUUAGGGCUUGGGGGUAAUACUGAUAUUGAAAAUUCUAGCAAUGUAUCAUUACCUCCAUCACCUGUUUUAUCUAUCGUAGAAAAUAUAUCAAUCAGCAAGAAUGCCUUGAGUAGUAUUGAAGAGCUAACUGAAAAUGAGAGCUCUAAUAGGUAUCAAAAGAAAGAAUAUAUUUGCAAAGACUAUAAUUUUACUGACAUAGAUGUUACGAUGCCUCUAAUGGAACAAGACUGUGGGCUACAAACAUAUAAACAUAGUCUCCCAGAACCUAAAUAUGAUUGCAAUGCGAAUAAGUCUCCAAGCAUGACUGAUUCUAUUAUAAACAAAAUUUGUACAGUGAACAUUGGAGAUAACUUUACUUUAUCAGAUACAAUCACCCAAAAAAUACGAAAUUUGAUUCUAGAGAGCGCUAAAAAAUUAACAAAGAAAUUUCAAGGGGUUGUGGUGGUUGAUAAUAAUGACAAUAAAAUGGAUGUAGAUGCUAAGGAAAUCAAAACAACUUAUAAAGGAAGAUCGAAAAAACGGUGUUCAACACCACGAAAACGUAAAGGCACGAAAAGAGUUACGUCAAAGAAACCUGAAUAUGAAACAUUUGUUGAGGAAGAACAUGUGGAAACGUGUUCUCAAGGGGGAAGAAAGUCUUGCCCACCGUUUAUUCCUAUGCCUAGUGCUAUUGAAUAUAUGAUUCGUGAUGAACACAUCACCACAGACACAAAAUUACCCAAUUCGAAGGGCAGAAAGAAAAAAGAUAAUAUUAUCAAAGUGAAAAUUCUCAGACCUAGAACGAAAUGUGAUGCGAGAAAAACAAAUAUAGAACAAACAACCCUAAAUAUGUGUGAUAAAUCCCAUACAGAUAGUGGAAUAAAUGACACUGAAUCAAGUAUUGUUUUCCAAGAUUAUAAUGACAUUGAUCUCAUUCAUAACCAUUCAGAAACUUGUCUGCAAGCCAAUGAGUGUGUGGGUGACAGUGUAGAAUUUAUAGAGAGCCGUACAAAGUCUGUGAUAUCUUUAGACAGUAACUCUGUGCAAUCAGUUGAAAUGGAAUUUGAUGAUAAAUUAAAUACUGAAUGUCCCCAAAACAUGCCAUGUGAACUGUUUAUAAACAACACUCGGAAUACGUGUAUAAGUAAAGCUAAUGAAAUAAUAAGUUCUAAAGAUUUGAGGAGCAAUGUGAGCACGACGUAUCACACACCACUGAAUAGUGAAGGAUCGCCUACUAGUCUUAUGACUGAAGAUUUAUCUGAUGACUUGCCGGUGGAAAGAUCACGGCCUUCUAAAUGGUAUCUUUUUUCCGAAGAUGAAACUACGAAUACAAAUUUUGCUCUUCAAAAGUUCUCGAAUAGCGACGUUAGUUAUGGAUCUAAUCUUAAUCAACUGUUUCCUAUCACAUGUGCUGUACCGGAUUUAUCCACGAUAUCUGAAAUGUCUAAAGAGAAUGACACAAAGCCAAUAGUAGAUUUAGAUUGA
Parnassius mnemosyne (clouded apollo) is the source of this 5139-nucleotide messenger RNA. Lineage: Eukaryota; Metazoa; Arthropoda; Insecta; Lepidoptera; Papilionidae. The record is from the annotation of a GenBank genome assembly.